UUACACAUAAACAACUUAGUGUGGCAUAAAGGUUCCAUCACUAAUCCUUCACAAGUGUCCAUUUUCUUACCUCUUAAAACAAAAAACAAAAAAGAAAAUGAAGAAACAAUAUAAUUUGAAUCUAAUAAAAGAAAAAUAAAUAAUCAAAAAGAAAAAAGGACUGCUCCACAAAUUUUCACGUUGCCAAUUUGCAAAUAAUAUUAGCCAUUUUAAAAUAAUGGCACUUGCUGCUAGUCCUUCUUCUACGCUUUCUCCGCCAUAGUCAGUCGAGAAAAUGGUAGCAACAGUUGCCCUUCUCCACAAACCCACCUUGAAACUCUCUUUUUCACGCCCUUCUAAGCUCGAUUCCUGCAAAUCCACUUUGCUUCUUCGACUUCCUGCUUCAAGAUCGAUUUUCUUUAGUGGGUUUGGUUCCAAGAAAGCCGUGUCAAAAACCAUGACUGAGAUGGUCUGGACGUCUGCGUUUAGGAGCGGUGAUGGCGAAGAAAAUGUUAAGAUUCUUCAACCUGAUACUUUGGCUGAUGAUUCUUCUGAUUUUCGUUCUCAGUUGAUGGCUCGGGGUUUUGAACCCCUUCUCAAUCGUCUGAGCAAGUGGCUUGUAGCUGCCUUGUUUGGUGUUGUCCUUCUCUGGAGGCAUGAUGCUGAGGCCUUGUGGAUUGCUAUGGGGUCUGUAUUAAAUGCUAUACUAUCAGUAACACUAAAACGAGUAUUCAACCAAGAGAGACCAUUUGCCACUGCGAAAUCUGAUCCUGGAAUGCCCUCUUCACAUGCUCAGUGCAUCUUUUACACUGUUGUGUUUUGUAGUCUUUCAGUUACAGAAUGGCUUGGAGUAAAUGAAUUUACAUUGCUCAUAAGUGGACUUAAUUUGGCAUUGGGCUCAUACUUUUCAUGGCUACGAGUCUCACAACAAUAUCAUACAGCCAGCCAAGUGGUGGUUGGUGCUGCUGCAGGGUCUCUAUUCUCUUUCUUGUGGUAUUGGUUAUGGCAAACCAUUGUUCUGGAUGAAUUUAAUUCCUCCUUGUGGGUUCGCAUAGUUGUUGUUUUUGCCGCAUUUUCAUUCUGCUUAGGAUUCCUUUUGUAUGUGAUCCGUCAUUGGCUCAAGGAUGAGGAAUGAAAAUAUUUUCCUUUUCUUUUAUAUACAGAUGAAGCUUACUACAACCUGACUAAAUUCCAUUAGCAGGUCCUUCUUAUUCUUUUGACAGUUUGACCUCCAAUAGGGCUUAUGUAAAAUACCGUCUUUUGCUGCUGUCAGAGUAACAACUUUGUUAAAGAUAAUAUAGAACUGUGCAACAAAUUUACCA
This is a messenger RNA of Ricinus communis (castor bean), 1301 nucleotides long. Its product is annotated as lipid phosphate phosphatase epsilon 2, chloroplastic. Gene Ontology annotation, biological process: protein N-linked glycosylation; lipid biosynthetic process. The transcript is spliced from 4 exons. Gene Ontology annotation, cellular component: endoplasmic reticulum membrane; intracellular membrane-bounded organelle. Bases 275 to 1114 code for a protein of 279 amino acids. Gene Ontology annotation, molecular function: dolichyldiphosphatase activity. Lineage: Eukaryota; Viridiplantae; Streptophyta; Magnoliopsida; Malpighiales; Euphorbiaceae. The record is from RefSeq and is a predicted model, not a curated record.